UUUCAUGCUUGUUGAUUUCUUUUACUUUCACGAGCUCGAAACUCGUCAGACUAUCAGUGCAUCAUGAGGAGGAUGGCGGAGGAGAUUCAACCUCGCCAUGAGCAAAGUUCCUGGAUAUCAAACUGGCUUCCCUCUUGGUGCCCCACUUCUCCGUCUCAGCUCAAAGAUGCAGAGGAGAAAAUGCUCAAGACUGUGAGGCGGCCCUACUCCAGGCAGCACAUCCGCAUAUCGAACGACAACUACCUGUGGACCAUAGCGUUCUCCACUCAGCUCCACUCAUCGUCUCAGUUUCUCCCACAGCCUCCUGCCCAGCCCAGGACUCCUUUGGUUCUGCUGCACGGCUUCGGAGGCGGGGUUGCCCUCUGGGCCCAGAACCUGGACACUCUGUCCAGCUGCGGGCCCGUUUACGCUCUAGACUUGCUGGGCUUCGGCAGGAGCAGCCGCCCGCUGUUCAGCACCGACCCUGAGGGAGCUGAGGAGCAGUUUGUGGAAGCCCUGGAGGAGUGGAGGGAGAAGGUGGGCCUGCAGGAGAUGGUGCUGCUGGGACACAACCUUGGAGGAUAUCUGUCUGCGGCCUACACGCUCAAGUAUCCCAGCAGAGUGAAACAUCUUCUGCUGGUGGAGCCGUGGGGAUUCCCAGAACGCCCAGAGAACCCCAACCAUCACUCCAUCCCCGUGUGGAUCAGAGCCAUCGGAGCCAUCAUGAGCCCCUUCAACCCUCUGGCUGGUCUCAGGCUGGCCGGGCCUUUGGGUCCGAUGCUGGUCCAGACCAUCAGGUCCGAUUUCAAGCAGAAGUACUCCUCUGUGUUUGACGACAACACCGUGUCCGACUACAUCUACCACCUGAACGCUCAGACUCCCAGCGGAGAGACGGCGUUCAAGAACAUGACCGUUCCCUACGGCUGGGCGAAGAGGCCGAUGCUGGAGCGGGUCGACCGCGUCUGCGCCGACAUUCCUAUUUCCUUCAUUUACGGAUCUCGAUCCAGCAUCGACAGCAACUCUGGAUACGCGUUCAAAAAGAUCCGACCGGACAUAGAAAUCAUUGUGAUCAGAGGAGCGGGUCAUUACGUGUUCGCAGACCAACCAGAGGACUUCAACCAGACGGUCCUUCGGCUCCUCACCUGGACCGAAGGGAAGAAGCUGUAGAAAGACACGGAAACACAAGCUAAAGCCUUUACACAACCAGAGGAAAAAGACACUUUAUGUUGCACUUUACUCGUUUGAGACACCCGUCACAGACUCGGGGGCACUUUACUCAUCAUUCCACACUCCCUGAGGCAGCUCAUCUGGCUGUGGGGGGGUCCAAACUCAGAUGUUGUCACAAGUUCAGUACAUUUUGUAAAUAAAUGCGAUGCCAAAAGUAGUUGUUGUGCUGGAACGU
Messenger RNA from Nematolebias whitei (Rio pearlfish), 1381 nucleotides. RefSeq names its product 1-acylglycerol-3-phosphate O-acyltransferase ABHD5. Gene Ontology annotation, biological process: negative regulation of triglyceride storage; positive regulation of triglyceride catabolic process. NCBI's taxonomy places the organism in Eukaryota, Metazoa, Chordata, Actinopteri, Cyprinodontiformes, Rivulidae. The record is from RefSeq and is a predicted model, not a curated record. The coding region runs from base 64 to 1146 and encodes 360 amino acids. Gene Ontology annotation, cellular component: lipid droplet. The transcript has 7 exons.